AAAGACACGGAAGACGAGCUGGCGCUGUUCCGGCAGCAGUGGCAGCGCGAGCUGGAGGCCACCCCCACGCGCCAGAAGAAGCCUGAGGCGCCGCCGCCGCCGGAGGAGCCUCUCUCGGACGAGGAUAAGGCCAAGCAGCUGUUUCUGCGCGGCGUGGAGUUCGAGCGCGGCGGCAAGCUGUACGAGGCUAUUCAGCACUACAAGCGCGCUAUGCAGCUUGUGCCCGACGUCGAGCGCCGCCUCUACGAGAGCUCCGAUAUCCGCCCCGACACCCCUGAGGAAGAACUGGAGCUUGAGGAGGUGGAGCGAACCAACACGGGCACCGAGAGCGACGACGAGGGCGCCGUGGAGGGCGAGGACUUACUGGCGCGCCUGCAGCGCAUCACGGCGCGCAAGGCCGCGCUCAUCGAGCCCGCCUUCCCCGCCAAGGGCGCGCACAUCUCGUGGCUGCCGUACGAGGUGAUCCUGCUAGUGCUCCGCUGGGUGGUGUCGGCGGACUGCGACGCGGCCUCCUUGGAGCGCGUGGCGGGCGUCUGCCGCGGGCUUUACGUGGCGGCCAGAGACACUGAUAUAUGGCGCUCGCUCUGUUUGCGCACUUGGGGCAUAGACUGCGGCACGCCGCGCUCGCACGGCUUCGGCUCGUGGCGGACGAUGUACGUGGAGCGGCCGCGGCUCCAGCUUCAUGGCUGCUACAUCAGCAAGACCACGUAUCUGCGCCACGGAGAGAACUCCUUCCAGGACCAGUUCUACCGGCCCUGGUACCUCAUCGACUACUACCGGUACCUCAGGUUCUUCCCCGAGGGCAGCGUGCUGAUGUGGACGACGGCGGAGGAGCCGGCGGCGUGCGUGGGGCACCUGCGCCAGCGCGCCGCCAAGGCCCAGCUGGGCGUCGCCGCCGGCCACUACCGCCUCAUGGGCGACAAGGUUGUGGUAGUUAUUAAGAAAUCAAGCGAGAAGAAGCCGCCGGCGGUGAGCAACACGCGCUUCCGCCCGCGCCGCAAGGAGGCGCCCGAGACCCACGAGCAGACCUUCCACAUGGAGUUCCAGCUGCGCAACGUGCGUAAUCGGCGCAACUUUCAACUAGCAUGGCGCGGCUACUCCGUGUGCAUGCGCCGCGACCAGUGGACGCAGUUCGAGCUGUCGCCCAGCAAGUUCCCGCCCUUCGCCUUCAGCCGCGUGCGCGCCUACACCGCCGAGGCCUCCGCGCCGCUGCCCUGCGCUUACUAUGAAUAAUGUCGACUGAGAAAUGGUGCAUCAAUUAAAAUCAAUAAUGUAAGUCUAUUUGUUGAACUUCUAAUUGUUCGUAGUAAAUGGUAUUCACACCCUUCUCUUCCAAUGCUUUUGAUAUAUUUUUGUAUUAAGUGCUUUAGCUAAGCAACUUAUUAUGCUUUAAGUUCGGGUGUGCGACAUGAGCUAAAACUAUGUUUUGAACUAUCUCUUGCCUUAUGCUCUUAGGAUGGUUGUAUCGUAAGUGUUACUUUUAAGAAAUUAAAAUAACUCGCAAAUGAUGAGGACUCUGUCAAAUUAUAAUGAACUUUUGUAGCAUCUCAAGUUUCUGGUAUCUUUUGUCGUCAGUAAUAAAAGAAGACAUGAACUUUUACUUUCAUAGAAUUGGCUUGGGAGUCUUUUAACAGACAGUUGCGUAAUUCUUUAAUGAGAAAUGUCGACGUUGACUUGUAUAUCUGGCGUAGGCGUGCCGUAUUAAGGCAGUUUGUUUCUCUAUUUUUAUACUACCUUUAUCACGAACUUUCAGAAGAAUAGAUGUCUUUACUUCGCUAGAUGGUUGUCAAUUCCUUUCGAAAGGUUUGAUGAUAUCGGCACAAAUGCAGGCUCAAACUUGUUAGGUGGUUAUACUUUUCAAUGUAUGCCACUUUAAAGUAGUACAUAAAAUAUUAUGGUUUGCACGGCCAAAUAGUAAUUCACGAAUUUUCUCUAUUAACUUUAAAAGUAUAAUAAGACUAGUCACACGCUGAAGACUUAAACUUAUUAAGAACUUAAGAAGUCUGCAGUGUCAAUGUUAUAAACUAGCAUCGCCGCGGCACUGCAUUCAUUGAUUGUGUCAGAGAUCUUAUGUACGGCUUGUGCCAUCCACAGUGAAAUUGGGAACUGCUUAUCCAUUCAAAAGGCAAAGGUGCCGUAGACUUAAUGUUACUUACGAUUGCAAUAAUGUUCCCGUCUGCUCGAUGUCCCGUAGCAGUGUGCAGUCAAAACCCACAAUAAUAAGCACAAUAUUCAGAACAAAAAAAUACGCUUUAUUUUGUAUGAGCAACAGGGUUUCUUAUAAAUAAACCUAUUUAGGCCAAAGCAAAUUUUGGAAGUUAAUCGAGGUUUUUGGGUACAAUAAUGUUGAAGUACAAUAUUCAUAUAAUGUUAAUUAAUUCUCGGGCCCGUAUUAUGAAUAUUCAAGAAAUAAUAGAUCGAGCAUGUGUUUGGUUGAAUAUCGAAAUUCAACCAAUCACUGGUUUUAAUCUAAUCUUGAGUUUAAAUCUAGUUUUGAUCGUCGUUUAAGAAUACGAGUUUUAAGACAGUAUCUGGUUGCGACUUGAUGUUUUUCAGUCAGUUUCUGGCAUAGUUAAGCAAUAAUUAUAAUGAAAUAAUAUCGCUCUACAGCGAUGAUAUUUUUCGACGUUAGUGUGUUAGUUUACUUGACAACUUGGCUUUGAAAUCUAUUACGACCUGAUAAAGUACAAAAUUAUUUUACAUUGAGCGGUUUUCUUUCUCUUAGGUAUUUGUAGUAGUAACGAAUUGUUGUAGAUAAUUAAAUGAAAGGUUCUUGUUUAUAAUUUCAUAUUGAUGUAUAAGCUUCGUCUGUCCGACUUUUUUAAUCUGUGUGUUCCUCCUGGGAAUUGAACCCAGAACAUCCGAAUUUAGAAUCUAAUUCACUGAACCACGGAUACGUCGAUCUUAUAUACCUA
Molecule: messenger RNA, 2915 nt
Organism: Ostrinia furnacalis (Asian corn borer)
Lineage: Eukaryota; Metazoa; Arthropoda; Insecta; Lepidoptera; Crambidae
Product: F-box only protein 9-like
Exons: 10
Biological process (GO): SCF-dependent proteasomal ubiquitin-dependent protein catabolic process
Cellular component (GO): cytoplasm; SCF ubiquitin ligase complex
Molecular function (GO): protein binding
Source: RefSeq, a predicted model, not a curated record